UUAACCUUUUCGCCACCGUGAGCGACGCCAUUUGUCGCUGGUUGUGUGCGGCGGCUGUGUGCGUUGCGUAGAGCACGGAAGAGAGGAACGGAAAUUUGUGAAAAAUCGGCCGCCUUUCAAAAACCUCGCCAUGUCCGCUCACGAGCAGAUGCGUCAAAUGCUGGACCAGCUAAUGGGCACCGGGCGUGAUGGCGAAGCACUAAAGAGACGCCCGUCUCUUGACCUGGAACCGGGAGAGUGUAGUUGUUCAGUGCUGUACUUUGCGCGAGAACAACCGCUACAAGGUGCACUUUACGGAUCCCCGGGUGUGCAAGAGCUUCCUGCUGGCCUGCUGCCCGCACGACAUCCUGGCAUCCACGAGGAUGGACUUGGGCGACUGCCCCAAGAUCCACGACCUGGCCCUGAGGGCGGAUUAUGAGAAUGCCACCAAGAAGAAGGACUACUUUUACGACGUGGACGCAAUGGAGCACCUGCAAAACUUCAUUGGCGAAUGUGACCGUCGAACGGAACAGGCCAAGCGGCGGCUGGCCGAGACGCAGGAGGAAUUGAGCGCAGAAGUGACGCUCAAGCUGAACCGCGUGCACGAGCUGGCGGAGAUGAUGGGCAAAAAGCUGGCCGCGGCGGAGGCGAAAGGCGCCGAUGGCAACGUCGAAGAGUCACUCAAGCUCCUCGAAGAAGUGGAGGAUAUCAGGCGGAAGAAGGCGGAGGCAGAGCAGGACUACCGCAACUCUAUGCCCGCAUCGUCGUACCAGCAGCAGAAGCUGCGGGUGUGCGACGUGUGCUCCGCCUACUUGGGCAUCCACGACAACGACCGUCGGCUGGCCGACCACUUUGGCGGCAAGUUGCACCUGGGCUUCAUCGCCAUCCGCGAGAAGCUGGCACAGCUCAAGCAGACGGUCACUGACAAGCGCGAGAAGGCGCGCGCCGAACAGCUCGCCGAGCGGUCCUCUUCUCGAGGCGGUUCGGCCCCGUGGCGAGGCGGGCCGGACAGUCGGAGCCGCAGCCGGAGCCCCGCUGGUCGUCGUGGCGGCGAGGAUCGUCCCGUGCGCCGCAGGUCACGGUCACGCGAGCGACGUCGCCGGAGUCGCUCGGGAUCACGGGGCUCCUCGUCGCGCCAUCAUUCCAGGGGCUCUUCAAGAGACCGGAAGCGUGACCGUAGUCGCGAGAAGCGGCGAGACAGUCGGCACCGGCGGUCGUCUCGCGAGCGAAGAGGUUCGCGAGAGAGGAGGCAAGAGCGAGGUGAUAGCGAGGAAAAUCACAGACUGGAAAAGUGAAGCGCCCCACCACAGAUAUGUAAAGUGCAAUGCUGCAAGGACAAAGAAAAAGCACUCGUUCCAAUGCAUUGCAGCAGGACUUUCUCGUAAUUAUUUGUAAAUACAAGUGCUGUUGCAUCAGACUGCCGGUCUUUUUAACCAUAAAAGCCAGUUCAGAAAUACUGCAGAUUCAGUUUUUCAUUUCCUUUUCAUUGCUGACCUUUGAGCACCGUCACGCAGCUGCGUCUCUCCCUCAUUGUUUCUUGUCAUCAUUUCUGUAAAGCGUAUUGCACUCAACUGCGCGUUUGAUGAACACAAAUAAACAUUUGGGAGAAGAA
Rhipicephalus sanguineus (brown dog tick) is the source of this 1591-nucleotide messenger RNA. Its product is annotated as putative RNA-binding protein Luc7-like 2. Gene Ontology annotation, cellular component: U2-type prespliceosome; U1 snRNP. NCBI's taxonomy places the organism in Eukaryota, Metazoa, Arthropoda, Arachnida, Ixodida, Ixodidae. The record is from RefSeq and is a predicted model, not a curated record. The transcript is spliced from 10 exons. The coding region runs from base 363 to 1274 and encodes 303 amino acids. Gene Ontology annotation, biological process: mRNA splice site recognition. Gene Ontology annotation, molecular function: mRNA binding.